ACUCCUCCUUUUUCUGCGCUCGUGGAUAGAAAUCGCUGAUUAAAACAACAAAGGGCGAAUGAGCCCAAACGAAACAGGAACUAAUAGACGUCCAAUGAAUAGGCAACUUAACGAAAUGCUGGGAUGAAAUUUAUCUAUUAAAGAGACUAUUAAGGAAAACUUGGAAUAGAGAGAGCGCCAACAUUAUUUCUAAAUUAAUGAAAUGGAAACCGUUCUUCAUUGCAUAGACUCGGGCAUUUCAAAGGAUUCUUAAAAAUGAAGUUGACAUUACCUAAUAUUAAAAAAAGAUCGCUAGACAUUUUCUAAAUUCCAUUCGAGACCUUCAAAAAAUAAGUGAAAAUGAAAAUAAUUGUAUAAAGUUCAAGGUUUUAGAUUUCUACAGUGAAAUGACUUUUCAUCGGUUUAUUAAGAUGGUCAAGGCUCGACAUUCGUUAUUUCAGCUUACACUUACUGUUUGGAUAUGAAUGAAAAUCUCAGAAUUAGUCUGGAAUUUGAUUAAUAAUUUGUAAAUCUGUAACCACGUGGCUUCCAUUUUGAUUCGAUAUAAUUGUCUCACCAAUUAAAAAAAUAUUUAAUUUGGUGGAAAAAUUGAAAAACAUUAACAAUUUCUCAAAACCAAAUACGUUUUGAUAUUUUGCUUUCAAUGAUUACCAAGUAUGGACGAUUAAUGAACUAGAGACAAAUGAGUACUUCUGUACUUUCUCCUUUCUUAAAGGACUUUUUAAAUGCUUUGAGGACAACUGAAGUUGCACAAAACUUUUUGUUUAUAGCUUAAUCCGUUCUACUAACAUCCUGUUCUUGGAAGUUUAUUUUUCAAUGCAACGCCUUUCGAAUCGAUCCAACUUUACUAUCGAUUCCUUAAUAUCUCCUCAAGUAUCGAAUCCCCAACCCCCAACAGUUCAGACCUUGUCCUUGCCCCUCUUCUGCAGAGGACUCUUCAUUUUCCCCCGGGAGAAUUUGGGGCAUCUCCCUUUUUCCCCCGAUGCUGCAACAAGAUGUGCCACCGAGAUGUCUUCUCCGGCUGCAACGAUGCUCAAUAAGGAAGAUGAAAAAUCAGCUGAGAAGAUAUGGGCUCUGGCGCCUGCUCCCAGCCGCCAGCUGUCUCCGGAUUUCUCCCACACCAGUGAAUCUUCGGACGGGGACGAAGCAGCGAGGAGCCCCGUCAAAGGAGCGGCGGCUUACGGCGACGGAGUGCUGGCGUCGGUCGGGGGUAAAGCCCGCCGCAAGCGCACCGCUUUCACCAGUGAACAACUCCUCGAACUCGAAAAGGAAUUCCACUCCAAAAAAUACCUUUCCUUGACCGAACGCUCCCAGAUCGCCCAUUCUCUCCAGCUGAGUGAAGUGCAAGUGAAAAUCUGGUUCCAAAACCGGCGUGCGAAAUGGAAACGAGUGAAAGCAGGCAUUCCAUCGGGCAGGAUCCCGACGAAUCCCAACGCACCCAAGAUUGUAGUGCCCAUUCCUGUCCACGUCAACCGAAUAGCUAUUCGAAGUCAGCAUCAACAGUUAGAGAAAUCGGGUUCCAGAUAGAAUGGCUCACUCUAAAGGGAUUAAAGAUAGGCAGUAGAAAAAAGAUUGUCAUUGACAUUCAAUUUUCUUUGCUUCUAAAUACUAAUAGUGAGGAUAUUCGCCGAACUUUUCUUUAAUUUUAAUCUGCAGUUAAAUGGAAAACAAUAUUAGUAACAGACAAUUUAUUUUUUCUAAGAAAGUAGGGUAUUAGUAUAACUAUGCAGCAGCAAUACAAUUAAAUCAAUGAAUUAUUUAAAAAAAAAAGAAAAUGAUUUUUUUUUAAAGCGGAAUAGUUAGGAAAUCUUGGCUACUCUUUUCGAAAAAAUCAGUUACAGAUUAAAAAACUAUAAUCCAUAUUUUCUUAAACUUUAUAAAUAUAAUUUUUAAUCGACUUUAAGAAAUCUUGACGUUGUAAUAGAAAAUGAAUCAUUAAUAACCAACGAAAAGGAUUCUAAAUAUUCAAAUAACUGUUUAAUGAAAUCAAAAACUUCUGUAAUAGUCCGUUGCGAUUUCCAUUUUAUAUUUGGAAUUAAAUAAAAACUUAAUUAAAUGUACUUUCAUCGAAUUUAAAAGAUAAAAUAUUUCAUUUGUUUCAUUUUUACUCAAUGAUAGAGCAUAUAUUUCUUUCGUGAAGAAAGCAACACUCCAUUUAGGCUUUAUCCAGGAAUCAUUUUGAUCACUAAUUGAGAUUCACAAGUUUCAAAAUAACACUUUGGGAUUCAUAACGGCGAUAAUCGAUCAUUUAUUGCUGUUUUUUGUAGCUGCAUGCAAUCUUAAAAACCUACGAUACUUUUUUGUUACAGAUUCGUAACUUUAUUCGUUUGUUUUAUUACUGCCAAAGAAUGUGCUCGUUCAUUUUGAAAAAAAUAAAAUGAUAGAUAAUAGGGUAAUAAUUAUUUCGAAUGAAGUGUGGAAAAGAUUCCUCAGGUGUUCAAAAGUACUCAAAUGCGCUAUCAUAAUAAAAGGAAGUAUUGAUGGCACAGAAAAUUUGCAAUUCAUUCACACGUCCUACUUUAUCAAGUCUUUGCAGUGCUUUCCAUCUCAGUAUUUUUCUCCUCCACUGUACUCAAAAAAUAACUCAUAUUUAUUUCAUUUAUAUCUUCCUGCAUAUAGUGUUUCUCAUAGAAUAAAAGAAGAAUUAAUUCUUCGACUUCAAUAAAAAAAAUCCGAAAACAAGAUAGAAAUUUUUUGUUGGACUAAAAAAAAAAAUAUAUAUAUAUAUAUUGAUAGAAAUUUUUGCUUUACUAAACAGUGUUAUCGAUUCAGUCUCUAAUAAAGGAUAUCAAUACUGCAAAGACUAUUUAGAAACAAUGUGAUUUCUAAACCUGAAAUCUGAUAAAUGCCUUGGCUCAUGCGUUAUUAUCUCAGGAAGCUCAAAAUACGAAGUAACUGAAAAGAAAAACAACUUUAACAAACCUUGCGACUGAUUUUUGUUUAGGCAAAUGUGACACUUUGCAGUUAUUGACAGAGUGAAUCAUAAUGUCAUGGACAUUUGUUUGUGUGACAAACCUCUCUAUUGAGAAUGAAAAAUACUUACUGAAGUGUGGUAAAUAAAUUUUCUAGAUACAAAUGUAUCCUUGAAAAUUUAUGUAAAUCACCUGAUAUAAAAAAUCAAAACUUGUACAACGAGUUUUAUUUAUCAUCAAUUAUUUGUAUGUAAAUGUCCUUUUUCCUUUCUUGUGCUUGAAAAUGUUUUUCCUUUUUUCCUGUAAUACUCUUUGGCAAACACAUUAAGCAAAAUUGAAUAAA
Argiope bruennichi is the source of this 3255-nucleotide messenger RNA. Its product is annotated as homeobox protein GBX-1-like. Gene Ontology annotation, cellular component: nucleus. Bases 817 to 1527 code for a protein of 236 amino acids. Gene Ontology annotation, molecular function: RNA polymerase II transcription regulatory region sequence-specific DNA binding; DNA-binding transcription factor activity, RNA polymerase II-specific. Gene Ontology annotation, biological process: regulation of transcription by RNA polymerase II; regulation of nervous system development. The record is from RefSeq and is a predicted model, not a curated record. The transcript is spliced from 2 exons. Lineage: Eukaryota; Metazoa; Arthropoda; Arachnida; Araneae; Araneidae.